Messenger RNA from Epinephelus fuscoguttatus (brown-marbled grouper), 615 nucleotides. It is a transcript of the gene uqcr11, whose product is annotated as cytochrome b-c1 complex subunit 10. Gene Ontology annotation, cellular component: mitochondrial inner membrane. The record is from RefSeq and is a predicted model, not a curated record. NCBI's taxonomy places the organism in Eukaryota, Metazoa, Chordata, Actinopteri, Perciformes, Serranidae. The transcript is spliced from 3 exons. Bases 69 to 239 code for a protein of 56 amino acids. Gene Ontology annotation, biological process: mitochondrial electron transport, ubiquinol to cytochrome c.
ACCAGUACCGGAAGUUUUAAACUCUUAAAGCGGCACGUCCAACGUCAGGAGGACGUAUUCCUGCCAAAAUGAUCAGUAAAGUGAUCGGUGCGAAGUAUGCAGCUAUUGCUAAAUUAUGGAUCCCAACUCUGGCUGUAUGGGGCACAGCUGGAGGCGUAGCUCUCGUCCACUUCACAGACUGGCGAGUGAUAUUGGAUUAUGUCCCCUACGUCAGUGGCAAAUUCAAGAAGGACGAGUAGUGGCACUCAGGUUGCUGCUAUUUUUUACACAAAGACUUAAGUGAUGAACAAAAAACUGCUGCGGCUCGUACCUGGUGUGCCGGGCCACUGGAAGCUGUCAUCUUCACCCUGCAGCUCGGUCAACAUUGAACUGUUCACCAUCAUCAUCUUCUGAAGUGCACUGGAGUUUGUCAUUUCAGCGUUCUUUCAGGGAAAACGUGGAUGGAAGGAAUAUGAAAACGCAGAUGAUAAAUGGACUUUGGUUUUGAGGGUCAGGUAUUUAUUUUAAUCAUCAGUCUGCUGUGGGUCAAACCUGAUUCACGAAUUGGAAAAUCUGUCCGUCAUGUCAUACUGUAAUUGUUUUGGAGAAAAGAAGUAAAGUAUGAGAUGUGUCCUA